UUGUUCUUCUCCUUUUCUUCUUCGUCUUCAUCUUCUCCUUCUCCUUCUUCUGCUGCUUCGCUAUUCAUCUCUGUCUCUUGGAUCGAAAAACUAAAGCGAAUGGACAAAGGCAAAGCAGUGAUGGGUACUGGCCGGAGAUGGGCCGUCGUAUCCAAGGAGCUUAAUGCCUGCCACAGAAAGAAGCACCUUAAAUUACAGAUUCUGUAGCUUACGACCUCCGUCAUAUGGAGAAUAUGCCUGCGUUGGUGGAGGCUUCCGUUUGCAUUACUACUGGAGUGACCCAAAAGUUUCUAAAGGCUCUUACUUCUGUCCACUGCCUUUCGCUAUAUUUAUCAUUUUCAGAGGUUGUGCAUCCUUCUGGUAUGAUCUUCAAUCAGCUUGUUCAUCUGGACUUGUACACUUUCACCGAAGGCUGGUGGGAUCUUCUUACUUGUAUGCUCCAAGAUUCCCCUAAACUGCGACUUCUCAAACUCAGCAAUAACAAAUUAAGAAGCGAAAGCAAAGAGACCCCAAUUGGUCGGAGGCGGCCGAGUUCUGUUCCUGAGUGUUUAUUGUCUAGUCUAGAGGCUUUUGUGUGGAUUGGGUACAAUGGGAGACAAGGGGACAGGGAGAUGGCAAUAUAUCUCCUGAAAAAUACUGCUUGUUUGAAGACAGCUACAUUCUCUCCAGAUUCUACUGAUUUGGGAGAGAAGUAUCAGAUGCUCAAGGUGUUGGCAUCUGUAGCUACAACGUCCGCUUCGUCUCAGCUUCUAUUCGACUGAACAAUGAUAAAAAUGUCGUUUUAGAUUUUUAGUUAAAGUCACAUGUCUUGUAUUUGAAGCUCUUAGUUUUUGGUUAAAUUUCGGCUAGUGUGACUGAAGAUAAACCUAUGUUGCUCUGUUCGCUGGCAACCUUCAACUUCGUGUCGGUUUUAUGUUUUUGACUUGUUGCUUUACUCUGGUUAAAGUUCAACGAGUCAGUUAACUAAUCAUCUUCUCCCCCUUACUCUUUAUGUGCUCAUCUUGUCCACCAACACCAAAGAACAAAAGUUAUAGUUCAACCAAAAAAAAAGUAAUUUCGGUAUUUUAAACGACCAACACUUUUGUUCGGUUUACUUCUAUGUUUACAGAAUCAAACGAGAACAAGACUGUCACCAAUGGCAGAGACACUCAAGAGGUGAAUGUGGAAGAUGGAUUAAGAAUAAUAAAGAUAUACAAGGAGUAUAUGAGCAAGACAUGUAUACUUGAUGAUUUC
Brassica oleracea var. oleracea is the source of this 1233-nucleotide messenger RNA. RefSeq names its product F-box/FBD/LRR-repeat protein At4g26340-like. The transcript has 5 exons. NCBI's taxonomy places the organism in Eukaryota, Viridiplantae, Streptophyta, Magnoliopsida, Brassicales, Brassicaceae. Bases 225 to 761 code for a protein of 178 amino acids. The record is from RefSeq and is a predicted model, not a curated record.